UACUACUAAUAAAUAUCGAAGAAAGUGAAGAAUUUAAUAUGGGCCUACCUGAAUUACUUCAGUCCAGAGCCCAAUCUCCUACUUUCAUUUCUUCAAUGUUUUAGGCAAAGAGGGAUACUACUUUUUCCGAAGAACUGAAGCUUCAUUCCUUUACCUUGUGAAUUUAACGAUGAAUAGCUCUAAAGGAAAUCUCUCGAUAGAAGAUGCAAUAGCAUAUGUAACUUCAGUCAAAGUUAGGUUUCAAGAAAAGAGGGAAAAUUACGAUCAAUUUUUAAAGGUCCUGUGUGAUUUUAGGGCUGAAAGAAUUGAUGCAAGAGGUGUCAAAUCAAGAGUGAAUGAGUUGUUUAAAGGUCAUAACGAUUUAAUUUUGGGUUUCAAUAUUUUCAUGCCAACUGAAUAUGAAAUUAAACUUCCUUUGGAUUUGGAUGAUGAACAACUACAACAAGGUCAUGGAUUAGGGUCAGAUGAUGCACUAGCGUUUCUCAGAGUAGUAAAAGACGUGUUUAAAGAUGAGAUGGGGAAGUAUGAUGAGUUUUUAAAAGUGUUAAGGGAUUUUAGGAAUCGAGUAAUCGAUAGAAGAGAUGUUGCAGAAAGAGUGAAGGAGAUGUUUAAAGGGCAUCUAGAUUUAAUUUUUGGAUUCAACGCCUUCUUGCCAAAGGAUUAUCAAAUCACACUUACGUCUCAGCUUGACUGUCAUGAGACUGACAACUGUCAACUUCCUUGGGAUGUGCUUGGUAUCAUUUUGAGAAGACUUGAUUUCGAUGACCUUUUCCAAUUUGCUGGUGUGUGCAAGAAUUGGAGGGCAUUUCAUAAAAUUUAUUGGACAAGUUUCUUGGCAUCCCAAGAACCAUUAGUUUUUAAGAAGCUUUUCAAUGAUAAGAAGUCUUUUUCCUUCAUUAGCAUAACUGACCAAAAAGUCUAUCACUCAAAGACGAUCAAUUGCUUCAGUGACUUCGCCUAUUCUGGGUGUUCUAGCGGAUAUUUGAUCAUGACAGAAAGCCGUAAUUCAUUUAUGCUACUAAAUCCAUUUACAAGAAGAAAAAAGGUAAUCAAUACCUCAGCCUUUCAAGUUAAUUGUUCUGAUUUGGCUUACCAUGUCUUACUUGCUUUUGGCAAAGACUCGGAGGAAUUUGUCUUGGUAGCUUUAUGUAAAAAUUCUAACAGUUUGCAUGUAUAUCAAUCUCAAAAUUUUGGUUGGGUUACUUAUUCGACUAUGGGAAAACCGUGGAUGGUUGUUGACUUUGUUGUUUUGCAUAAUACUAUAUAUGUUGUCACUGACAAGGCCACCAUAGGGGUACUCAACUUGAAUUCUGCAAAUAUAAAUUUUUUACAACUGAAGGGUACUCCCAGUGUAACUUCUUCCUCACACCUAAGGCUGGUUAGUUGUAAUGGACAACUUUUAGUGACUCAUUUUAAGUCUGAGGUAUUGUUGAAUGUGUACAACAUAGACUUCUCAACCAUGAAUUAUGUCAAGUUGGAAACUUUGGGCGAUGUUGCAUUGUUUUAUGCUUCGGGGAGAAACUGCUAUGCAUUGAGCAACCCAGGCAGGUGGGGUUAUGAAAGCAAUUCUGUGUAUGUGAUAAAUUUUUCAUCUAUAAAAUGUCGGGUGUAUUCAAGGGAUGAUAACACAGAUGGACUUCCAGUAACUCCUAGAACAACACCCUACUUGUUGGAUUGGUGUUUUCGAUAUCCACACUUUGAGGUAGAUAGUUCUCAUGUUGAGUAACAUGUUUAUUGUACACUGUGUAGCUUGUGAUCUCUGUUCUUUGUAUUUCUUUUUAGUUUGCCAAUAAUUUGACUAGACUAGAACAACUUGCCAUGGUUUAUAGUUUCACUAUUAGACAAGUGUUGGGAUAAAAACAAAUAAAUAAAUAAAUAAAUAAAUAGAAUAUUUGAAUAUAAGUAUCAAGAAGUAUUCAGCGUGUCUCA
This is a messenger RNA of Cicer arietinum (chickpea), 1929 nucleotides long. RefSeq lists its product as uncharacterized. The record is from RefSeq and is a predicted model, not a curated record. NCBI's taxonomy places the organism in Eukaryota, Viridiplantae, Streptophyta, Magnoliopsida, Fabales, Fabaceae. Gene Ontology annotation, biological process: negative regulation of transcription by RNA polymerase II. Gene Ontology annotation, cellular component: histone deacetylase complex; chromatin. Gene Ontology annotation, molecular function: protein binding; transcription corepressor activity.